This is a messenger RNA of Strongylocentrotus purpuratus (purple sea urchin), 1714 nucleotides long. RefSeq names its product pulmonary surfactant-associated protein A-like. The transcript is spliced from 2 exons. The coding region runs from base 68 to 523 and encodes 151 amino acids. The record is from RefSeq and is a predicted model, not a curated record. NCBI's taxonomy places the organism in Eukaryota, Metazoa, Echinodermata, Echinoidea, Camarodonta, Strongylocentrotidae.
UAUCGUCAAAGACAUCUCUUUCUUGAAAUCAAUUCCGUCAAAAUACCAUUUGAUCUCGAUUACCGAAAUGCUUUCAAUAUUCAUUGGUUCUUCAGAGACGGAAUGGGAAUGCACGUCUUCGAAAUGCUACCGCUUUGAUGGAAGGACGCUGAAGUGGCAGGACGCUCAUGACUUCUGCCCGACCCUUGGACCGAUAACCACGGUGGCAGGAGAGAGGACACCAACCCUCCUAUUUGCAGGUACAGAAGAAGGGUCCCAGCUCGCCAUACUCAAAGCCCUAUUCAGGAGCGUAUACGUACCUGUUGUAUGGAUCAACUGUAAUGAAAUGGAAACCGAAGGAUUGUAUAUGUGCGACGUGGGUGGUACGGAAGCUGUGCAGAUUAAUUCAACCAGUAAGAAUUGGGAAAGCGGUUACCCAAGCGGCAACGGAAAUGAAAAAUGUGUAUUAAUGACUGAACAAUACAAAUGGCGUGGAAGUGGCUGUAAUCAUGAUCUCCUCUCAAUCUGUCAGAUCGUCUUAUAAAGGACCGUCGGUGUUUUCCAGUCACGAAAAAUAUUUAGGCAAAUAAUGCACUGAUUGCACCAGACUGAAAGAACGAGUACAAGAGACAGGGAAAGACGUGUAAAAUAUAUACAAACAUCAAAUUUGUAUUAAAGAUUUUGCUUUAUCUUUAUUUUCAUUCCUUUUUUUUCUUCUCGAAUUUAUUGGCAUUAUAAUUAUUUUUUAUUUGUUUUAGCAUUUAAGCGUUUUUUCAGUCUAAAUUUACACUCGAAUCCACUGCUCGAAUCUAUUGUGCUUCAAUUUCAUUUUAAAAUGAAAUAUUACGUUAUGCUUUGUUUAUAUCCACCUUAUGAAAUCUGUAUAAUAUAGGUCUUUUUAAUUGUCAUUAAUACAUUCUGAUAUUUCGUUUACAUUAAAGAAGUUACACUUUAUCACAUAUUCAAUAGGCACACUAUAAUUUAAAUGCUCAAGAGUAGAUCAUGUCAAAAUGUAAAUGUAAAAUUAUUUUAUAUUGAUCGAUUCAUACUAUCUUGUAGUUUUACUGAUUUAAAUUUUUUUUAAAUAUACUUUUCAGUUUUAUAUCUGUAACAUCAGAAUUUUUAAAUGAUUAAUUUCUUCCCAGAAAUAUCAUAUUUUCACCAUAUUUCUUAUAAUAUGAAAUUCACUUCCCACAAUAUGUUUUCUUUUGUUGAAAAAGUGCCAAUUAUGCUAAUAUGGCAGUUUUUCAGUCUCAUGAUUUUGUAUUUUCCUUUCUCGAAUAUUGAAUUAUGUGUACACACUCGAAAGUGAGAAUUUUAUUUUCUUCCUGUAUAAUCGUAAAAGCUUCAUAUAUUAUUACCAAACAAACAAAAUAUGCGAUUUAGUUCGUAAUAAAGCUUUAUGUGAUGUAAUAUUAUUUCAAGCUCGAUUAUGUAUUGCAUGGAAAUAGUUAGUUUUAGAUAGAUUUUACACAUAACAAGUUGUGAUUGGUCCACAGCGCGUCACAUAUAUUGAUUGCGAAUAUCGUAAUUGGCAUAUUUCACUUCUGGUCAUUUUAGAUGUUAUAUUGUCCACUUGGUGAUAUGGGUAUGGGUGGUAUUCCGGUAGCGCGUACUAUUAAGUUAGCGCGUACUAAGUUAGUCCACACUUUUAUGGCGUGCCUGUUGCCAAUUCAUUUACCCUGUACAGAAUAUUUUAAAAUCUUUAAUGAAAAGUGUCCACAAAAUUAAUUUU